Molecule: messenger RNA, 4472 nt
Organism: Ochotona curzoniae (black-lipped pika)
Lineage: Eukaryota; Metazoa; Chordata; Mammalia; Lagomorpha; Ochotonidae
Gene: GARRE1
Product: granule associated Rac and RHOG effector 1
Exons: 14
Coding region: 807-4019 (1070 amino acids)
Biological process (GO): Rac protein signal transduction
Molecular function (GO): CCR4-NOT complex binding
Source: RefSeq, a predicted model, not a curated record
CCCGGGCGGUGCGCUGGGGGCCGCGGGGCGUCGCAGGAAAUGACUUAGAGGCCUUAUGAAUACAUUUGUGCGUUCUUGCUUCAGACUGUACAAUUGAGGGCCAACCCAGUCUGGAAGUACCUCUUGUUCCUGUUGCAAGGAAACCACUACCUCAGCAAACAAAAGGAAAGAAGGAGAAGACUUACACCAUUUUUUACAAAGAAACCAACUUGCUUCCCAAAACGGUUUCGGUGUUGCUAAGAGGCUCUGUAGGCAAGUGGUCUGACAGGCAGGCUCUGUCAGGGUUCUCCAGAGACUUGAUCUUCCUUCUUCCGGACUUUGUGACGCAAUUCUGUACUGCUUUUAAAAUUGCUGUUGAUCAGCUUGUGGGUUCUGGGUUCUAACUUUUUUCAUAUAUUAAAGAUACAUUCUAUUACAUUUUUAAAAGUUAAGUUAUUUUUCUGCCAUUGUAAAUAAAAAUAUCAGAAUAUUGUUGCAUAACAAUUAUAAGUAAAUGUUUUUCUUAGCAAUCAUAUCUUUUUAUUGAGAGUGGAAUGCUAAACAGUUUUUCUACAGCAUUUUGGACACACUUUUAUUUUUUGUCAGUGGUUCUGUGUGCACUGAAAAUACUAAUUAUAUAAAACCUGUUGUCCUCCCAUCUACAUUGGAUCAUAUGGUCAUCUGCUUCAUAGAAAUGCCUUUUUUAAAACUCAGAUUUGCAGAACUUCACUAUUUUUAUACCUAGCAACAGUUUUGAACAAAAGAAUAAAGAAAGGAAAAUUCAGGCCCUGACCUGCUUCCGGGCCCUGGGACAGUCCCCCUCCCGCAUGUAUUGCUGCAGUGCCCAGGACAGUAAAAUGGACUACAAGCGGCGCUUCCUGCUUGGCGGGUCCAAGCAGAAGGUGCAGCAGCACCAGCAGUACCCCCUGCCUGAGCUGGGCCGGGCCCUGAGUGCUCCCCUGGCAUCCACAGCCCCCUCCGCCCCCCUGGGCAGCCUGACUGCCACUGGCAGCUGCCACCACGCUAUGCCCCACUCCACCCCCAUCGCAGACAUCCAGCAGGGCAUCUCCAAAUACCUGGACGCCCUCAACGUCUUCUGCCGCGCUAGCACCUCCCUCACGGAUCUCUUCAGCACCGUGUUCAGGAACUCUCACUACUCAAAGGCGGCCCUGCAGCUCAAAGACGUGCAAGAGCAUGUGAUGGAAGCAGCCAGCCGGCUGACCUCGGCCAUCAAGCCCGAGAUUGCCAAGAUGCUGAUGGAACUUAGUGCCGGCGCUGCCACCUUCACAGACCAGAAGGAGUUCAGCCUCCAGGACAUUGAGGUGUUGGGGAGAUGCUUCCUGACUGUGGUGCAAGUCCAUUUCCAGUUUUUGACUCAUGCAUUACAGAAGGUCCAGCCGGUGGCUCACUCUUGUUUUGCUGAGGUUGUUGUGCCAGAAAAAAAGAAUAGCAACAGUGGCGGCAGCUUAUCCGGCAUGGGCCACACGCCAGAACUGGAGGAAGCUGUGCGGUCCUGGCGCGGGGCUGCCGAGGCGACAUCUAGGCUGAGAGAGAGAGGCUGCGAUGGCCGCUUGGCAGGAAUUGAAGUUCAGCAGCUCUUCUGCUCUCAAAGUGCAGCGAUUCCUGAGCACCAGCUAAAGGAACUCAACAUGAAAAUCGACAGUGCUUUACAAGCAUAUAAGAUAGCUCUGGAAAGCUUAGGUCACUGUGAAUAUGCAAUGAAAGCUGGCUUCCACCUGAAUCCAAAGGCAAUUGAAGCGAGUUUGCAGGGCUGCUGCAGUGAGGCGGAAGCCCAGCAGACAGGGCGGAGGCAGACACCCCCACAGCCCAUGCAGUGUGAGCUCCCCACUGUUCCCGUGCAGAUAGGACCACACUUCCUGAAGGGUGUCUCCUUUAACGAGUCGGCCGCUGACAACCUCAAACUCAAGACGCAUACAAUGUUACAACUCAUCAAAGAAGCUGGCUGUUACAAUGGAAUCACAUCCCGGGAAGACUUUCCUGUGACUGAAGUGCUCAACCAGGUGUGCCCGUCCACCUGGCGGGGUGCCUGCAAGACUGCCGUGCAGCUGCUCUUCGGCCAGGCUGGGCUGGUGGUGGUUGACACAGCACAGAUUGAAAAUAAAGAAGCCUAUGCACCCCAAAUCAGUUUAGAAGGUUCCAGAAUCGUGGUUCAAGUCCCAUCCACAUGGUGCCUGAAAGAAGACCCGGCCACCAUGUCCCUGCUGCAGAGAAGCCUCGAUCCCGAGAAGACGCUGGGCCUGGUUGACGUGCUCUACACCGCUGUGCUGGACCUGAACCGCUGGAGAGCAGGGAGGGAGCAGGUCUUACCCUGCAUACAGAUCCAGCUUCAAAGGGAAAUCUGUGAUUUUGGAAGUCACGCUGACCUGCCUUCUGGAAAUGGAAACAAAUCUUCAGGUGGCUUGCAGAAGACAUUCUCCAAACUGACAUCCCGGCUCACCAAGAAAGCUUCAUGUACCAGUUCAAGCAGCAACACAAACUAUUCCAUCCCAAAUACCCCUUCCAAAAAUAUUUUCAUAGCUGGGUGUUCAGAAGAGAAGGCCAAAAUGCCCAGCAAUAUUGAUACACGGUUACAAAGCAUCUUGAACAUUGGUAAUUUCCCUAGGACUACAGACUCUUCCCAAUCAGCUCAGAAUUCCAGUAAUCCAAUGGCCAAUGGUUUUCUCAUGGAGAGACAUGAGAACUUCCCACAUGGGGAUGAUGGCAAGGACGAGAAGGGGAUGAAUUUACCAAGCGAUCAGGAAAUGCAGGAGGUGAUUGAUUUUCUCUCCGGAUUUAACAUGGGCCAGUCACAUCAGGGUUCCCCACUGGUGACAAGACGUAAUUCUUCCACUGCAGCCAUGGUGACCGACCAGAAGGCAGGACCCAUGCAGCCACAGCAGCCAUCCCUGCCAGUGCCCCCUGCACCACGGCCACCCCAGGCUGGAGCACAUACCACUCUGACACCACAGCCAGGACUGGCACCUCAGCAGCAGUCCCCAAAGCAGCAGCAACCCCAGGUUCAAUACUACCAACACCUGCUUCAGCCCAUUGGACCACAGCAGCCCGCACCCCAGCCUCGAGCCCCCGGGAAAUGGGUCCCUGGCUCGUCGCAGCAGCCAGCACAGCCCGUCGGGCCAGGCCUGUCUCCUCUCGGCCAGUGGCCUGGCAUGUCUGACCUCAGCUCGGACUUGUACAGCUUGGGUCUCGUGAGCAGCUACAUGGACAAUGUGAUGUCGGAGGUUUUAGGACAGAAGCCACAGGGACCUAGAAAUAACACCUGGCCGAACCGUGACCAAAAUGAGGGUGUCUUUGGAAUGUUGGGAGAGGUUCUACCUUUUGAUCCUGCAGUGGGCUCUGACCCUGAGUUUGCACGCUAUGUGGCAGGAGUGAGCCAGGCCAUGCAGCAGAAACGGCAAGCCCAGCAUGGCCGCCGUCCAGGCCACCCCCGGGGCCACUGGCCUCCCAUGGAUGAUGCCCAUCGGACCUGGCCGUUCCCAGAGUUCUUCACAGAAGGGGACAGCCUGCACAGCGGCUGGGCUGGUGCUCAGGGAGACUCCGCCAGCUCGAGCGACGAGGCAUCCUCGGCCAAUGGGGACAGCUUGUUCUCCAUGUUUUCAGGUCCUGACCUUGUGGCUGCUGUCAAGCAGAGAAGGAAGCACAGCAGUGGCGAGCAGGAGACCAGCACGCUGCCCUCACCACCUCUCCUCGCUACCGUGGAGGACAUGAACCAGGAAAACAAAACCAAAACGUGGCCACCCAAAGCACCUUGGCAGCACCCCUCCCCACUGCCCAGCACACUGCCCAGCCCAAGCACGCCACUCUAUGCAGUCACCAGCCCCGGCAGCCAGUGGAACGACACCAUGCAGAUGCUGCAGUCACCGGUGUGGGCUGCCACCAGCGACUGCAGUGGCGCCUCCUUCAGCUACGUGCAGACUCCUCCGCAGCCUCCACCCCCACCAGCACACAAGGUGGCACCCAAGGGCUUCAAGGCCUUCCCUGGGAAGGCUGAGCGCAGGCCGGCUUACUUGCCCCAGUACUGACCAGGACCAGCCUGCCUGCCUCCCCGGGCUGUUGGGGUGAGAGUACCCACCCUAGGGCCUACUGGCUGGCACCAGCCACCCACAGGACCAGGGCACCCCUGUAUCACAGAAGAGGCUUCUCGGGGAUGGGGGUGGUUGGCAGCUCCAGACCUUGGAAACCUGGAUCCUCAGGCUUGGGAGGCAUCAGUCCCCUGGCAAGCCAGUCACCCCGGCUUCUGAGCCUUGGGGGAGACGAGGGAGACGCUGUGUGCUCACCAAGACCUCAGGCGAUUCUGACAAGCAGGCGAGGCCUCCCUCAGAGGUUUGUAAGCCAGUCCAGCUGUGUUGGAAGCACCAGGACUGCAAGCGGAGAGCAAACUGACCAUCUUCUGAAACCCUCUAUUCUUUUUGACAUGUUGUGGUGACCAUACCAAUCACUGUAUUUUCUAGCUACUUUUCCCUUAGGUUUUUAGU